AUGCUAGUGGAGGUGUUGGAUGGAAUUGGAGGGUGUCUGAUAUACAUAGAAAAUGAGGAGUAUUCGGAAGACAAUUCAGUCAUUGCCGCACUCUUAGCUAACGAGCAUAAAAUAUACAGAGAGAGUGCAUAUACCAUAAUAAGGACACAGAACAUAUUCAGCACACCGGAAAUCACAUCGCUGGAGAUGAAAAUAAACAGCGAGCUGGAGGACAGGAUGAAGUCAGUGCUGAAAAAGAUUGCGUGUCUCUGCGGAUGCACAGAGCAAGAAAGCAAAACCGUGUUGAGGCUGCCAGCAGAGGGCUGGGAAGAGCUCGUGGACAUGUGGUCCUGCCACAAUAGAGAGUUUGGGCACUUGGUGGAGCAGGAGAUGAACCCAAAAAAAGACGGUGUGCUGUACUCCACGCUCCAUCUGAUCAUGGAAGCAGAAAGAGCACCAAAGUGUCUUAUCGCCAGAAAUAACUGCGAUAGCCUAGAAUCAGCGCCAAAAACUUUGAAGAUCUUCUACAAUGAGAUAAAAAUGUGUCUAUCCGAUGAGUAUUUGCUGUUUCACUAUCUAUACGAUCUGUUCCAGAUCAGACAGGAGAUAGAAAUAGCGGCAGAGAAGAUGUACACCAUACGGCUGCUCGAUAUAACAUAUACCUACCAUGGAAAGAUAGCACACAGCCCUCCCUUGGAUCUUUCUCUGAAAAUAGCAUACACUAGCAGACCUAUUGGAACUGAAAAUGCAGAAAACCCGAGCAAACCAAAAGAAGAGAGUAAAUGCAAUAUCAAUGCAUACUACACUGAUAAGCUCAUAGAAGUACUGCUGAAAAAUAGCAUAGGAAUAGAAAUGGGCGGAAGAAGUGUUUCUUUCAUUCGGAAAGUGCGCACGGAAUAG
Nematocida minor is the source of this 879-nucleotide messenger RNA. RefSeq lists its product as uncharacterized. The transcript has a single exon. NCBI's taxonomy places the organism in Eukaryota, Fungi, Microsporidia. The record is from RefSeq and is a predicted model, not a curated record. The coding region runs from base 1 to 879 and encodes 292 amino acids.